AUGGCCUCCACCUCAGAGGACACCAUCACCUUGGCCGAUUAUAUCUUUGCAAGACUACACCAACUUGGCAUUCGGUCGGUGUUUGGAGUACCAGGCGACUACAAUCUUCGGUUGUUGGACUUCGUUGAGCCUGCAGGCUUGCACUGGGUUGGCAACUGUAACGAAUUGAACUCUGCAUACGCGGCCGAUGCAUACGCUAGAAUCCAUGGCACAAGUGCACUUAUUAGCACAUUUGGAGUAGGGGAGCUGUCCGCCGUCAAUGGUAUUGCUGGUGCCUAUGCUGAAAAGGCUCCCAUCAUCUCCAUCGUUGGGACGCCAGCCAGGGCUACGCAGGAGGCUCGUACCAGUGUACACCAUACAUUCGCCGAUGGUGAUUUCACUCGCUUUGCAGCGAUGCAUGUACAUGUGACGGUCGCUCAGGCAAACCUUUUGGAUCCUCGUACCGCUCCGGGACAAUUUGAUGUGACUGUGCAACAGGCCCUGAUCCACAGCCGUCCGGUAUAUAUCCAAAUACCAGCCGAUAUGGUGGAUGUGAAAGUGUCUUCGACAGGCCUCAAGUCCGACAUUUCUUUACCGCCAACAUCACAUGGAGACAACGAGUUAAGAGUCGGCCGUCGUAUCCUCGAACUCAUAAAUUCGGCUAAGAAGCCCAUGAUAUUCGUGGAUGGUGAGAGCAGGUGUUUAGACAUCCUCGACGAGAUUAACCAGCUUGUUAAGACUACAGGAUGGCCUGUAUGGACCUCGCCCUUCGGGAAAGGCUUGGUAGACGAGCAUCUGGAGAGCUUCCAGGGUAUCUACAACGGCGACUUAGGUAGCGAGAGCGCAAAGUUAUACUUCGAAUCCGCAGAUCUGGCUCUGGUUUUUGGCCCUCACUUCAGCAGCACAAACACUGCCUUAUUCUCAACCAUUCCAAAGCAGGCAGUCUCGGUUUCAUUCUCCGAACGUCAUGUCAAGAUCGGACAUGAGAUUACUCGCGAUGUGUCGAACAAGAAGCUCGUAGCGGAAUUGCUACAACAGCUAGACAGCAGCAAGAUCUCGAAACCUGAAGGUCCUUCGAAACCAGAUCGGGCACAACCAUCGGUUGAGUCGUCUGGAAUGCUCACUCAAAGGGAUUUCUAUCGUGUAAUCAACCCCAUGCUCAAGCCUGGCGACAUCGUCAUGGGCGAGACCGGUACAGCAUCCCAUGGCAGUCGUGAUCUUGUGCUCCCGUCUGGGAGUUACUACUUCACAGCUGUCACUUGGCUGAGUAUCGGUUACAUGCUACCCGCUGCUCUAGGCGCAGCGCUCGCCCAGCGUGAUUCGGAGAAGUGGAGACUUAGACCAGGCACCGCAAAUGCCUCCGAAGACCGAGUAGUGUUAUUCAUUGGCGACGGCAGUCUACAGAUGACUGUACAAGAGAUCAGUACAAUGAUCAGAGAGAAAUUGAAUAUUGUCAUUGUAGUCAUCAACAACGACGGCUACACCAUCGAGCGUGUCAUACACGGACGCAAGCAAACAUACAACGACAUUGCUUCUUGGAGAUAUCUGCAAGCACUCAACAUGUUCGGGGCUACCGACGAGGAAGUCGCGACCAACACCUUGUCUGCCAAAAGUUGGGGCGAGCUGAAGGAAGUGUUGAAAUCAGAUACGCUCUCGAGCGGGAAAGGCGUCAGGAUGCUUGAAGUAUUCAUGGAACGUGAGGAUGCUUCAGGUUUCUUGUUGAAGCUUCUGAACAAUCAGAAAGCUCGCGAGUCGGCCAAAAUUUGA
Molecule: messenger RNA, 1746 nt
Organism: Aureobasidium namibiae CBS 147.97
Lineage: Eukaryota; Fungi; Ascomycota; Dothideomycetes; Dothideales; Saccotheciaceae
Product: pyruvate decarboxylase
Exons: 3
Coding region: 1-1746 (581 amino acids)
Molecular function (GO): thiamine pyrophosphate binding; magnesium ion binding; carboxy-lyase activity
Source: RefSeq, a predicted model, not a curated record